Messenger RNA from Perkinsus marinus ATCC 50983, 420 nucleotides. RefSeq lists its product as hypothetical. The coding region runs from base 1 to 420 and encodes 139 amino acids. Lineage: Eukaryota; Perkinsozoa; Perkinsida; Perkinsidae. The record is from RefSeq and is a predicted model, not a curated record. The transcript has a single exon.
AUGUCCUUCCUCAAGAAGAUCAUCGCCAUUCUGGGCAUUUCAUCGAUGGUUCAGUGCUUCCCACCAAAGUCGGAGUACUGCACCGACGUGAACUUGAAGCUAACUGCGGCUCUCUUCUUCCACACAUGGGCUCCAGACUUGCUCCAGAUACUCUACUUCUACAUACAGGGCAGGAAGGUGGGCGUUAACGUGACUGGUACCAUUCCUUGGACAGUUGAUGCUAAGAAUACCACACUAAUCAUGGAUACCACUAAUACAAACUUCACCUACUUCGCCGACUUUAUGCACUUCAAUCCGACCGAAUGGGAAAGGAUUCCCUUCAACGACAAGCUAGAUGCGUUCACAUUGUCUGUGAAUGGUACUCAUAUCGAAGCAUCUUCUGGCAGAUGUCCAAAAGGUGGCCUCACAAUUUUCGAGUAG